UCCCUAUAUUAUGUUCCUUCCCCUCUUUUGGUGCUCUCAUAUGUACUUUGGCCUUUCACAUUCUGACACACUCAAUCCCUCCUUUCCUUUGUAUUGAUCUUUUCAAAACCAUGGUGCCUUCAAAGAAGUUUAGAGGUGUUAGGCAAAGACAUUGGGGAUCUUGGGUCUCCGAAAUUCGUCAUCCUCUUCUGAAGAGAAGAGUUUGGUUGGGGACGUUUGAGACGGCGGAGGAGGCAGCGAGAGCUUAUGAUCAAGCGGCCGUGUUAAUGAGCGGCCGGAAUGCGAAAACCAAUUUUCCGAUGAGCCAAACGACGGUGUCGGAGUUUGAAAAACCCGACAAUAAUAUGAUCAAUAAUAUCAUUUCUCCAUCUUCUCCAAAGGGCUUAUCGGAGAUUCUCCACGCCAAGCUCCGAAAAUGCAGCAAGGUGCCGUCGCCAUCGAUGACAUGUCUCCGACUGGACACCGAAAAUUCCCACAUCGGCGUUUGGCAGAAACGCGCUGGCCAACGCUCCGACUCCAGCUGGGUCAUGACCGUUCAUCUUGGAAAAACCAACUCCUCCUCCUCCUCCUCCUCCACCACGGCAGGCGGAGGAGAGGACGGCGCCGACGGUGGGCGGGUGAAAAGGAAUAAAAGAAGUGGGAGUUUUUCUGGUUUGAUGUCGUCGUCAGAAGGUAGUGGCGGUGGGAGCUGCCACAUGAGGAAGUUGGAAAUGGAUGACGAAGAAGAAAGGAUUGCAUUACAAAUGAUUGAGGAAUUACUGAGCAGAAAUUAUGGUAACCCAUCUGAAAUUAUUCAACUUCAAGAUCAUCUUCAUGGGGAGGAACCAACUUUUUUACCCUCUCUAAUCUAACUAAUUAUAUAUAUAUAUAUACACACACACACACACAUACAUAUAUAUCGUUGUGCAUUUAUAAUAUAAUUAUAUGAAUAUGAUAUAGUGUUAAAAUAAUUAGGCUAAAUUUCAAAAAAAAAAAAAAAAGAAAAGAAACCAUUGCCCUUUUGUUUAAAAGAUAUAAUUCAUCUUUUGAAAACUAAAACAUUAUCUUUAAUUAACUUCAUUCAAGUGUGUUUAAUUCCUUCAAAAAUUUGUUAGGAUUUUAGAUAUAAAUUAAGGUUGAAAAAUGUUUGUGGUAGUGACGGUUCUUUGAAACUUUAUUUCCAUUCUAGUAUUACCACAGUCUCGAUUUUUUUUGUCUGACGUUAUUUGUUGUUCAAGGAUAGUUUUGAAAUGUUUUGAAAACGUUAAGGAUUAUAUAUAUAUAUAAUUUUUAGAAGAUUUGGGUUAUCUUUUAAAUAAAGGGCAAAGAGGUACAUUUUGGUAAUUUAGCCUAAAAAUAAUUUAUGUAUGCAUGUAUUUAAUUUAUACAUGUAUGAAUGGUGUGGCAAGUGUAAUUGUACAUUGAUAUAAAAUAUAGAGUUCAUUGUGAAAGAA
This is a messenger RNA of Cucumis melo (muskmelon), 1433 nucleotides long. RefSeq names its product ethylene-responsive transcription factor WIN1-like. Bases 111 to 851 code for a protein of 246 amino acids. NCBI's taxonomy places the organism in Eukaryota, Viridiplantae, Streptophyta, Magnoliopsida, Cucurbitales, Cucurbitaceae. Gene Ontology annotation, molecular function: DNA-binding transcription factor activity; DNA binding. Gene Ontology annotation, biological process: regulation of DNA-templated transcription. The transcript is spliced from 2 exons. The record is from RefSeq and is a predicted model, not a curated record.